This is a messenger RNA of Tarenaya hassleriana, 2554 nucleotides long. RefSeq names its product phosphatidylinositol/phosphatidylcholine transfer protein SFH13-like. The record is from RefSeq and is a predicted model, not a curated record. Bases 513 to 2351 code for a protein of 612 amino acids. Lineage: Eukaryota; Viridiplantae; Streptophyta; Magnoliopsida; Brassicales; Cleomaceae. The transcript is spliced from 14 exons.
CCCCUUUUUAGAGAGAGAAGGUGACUGUGCUGCUAGAGAGAGAAAGCGAGGGACCAACCCAUAGGAGAAAAAGACCAAACGAAGGGAAUAUAGACUUCACAACACUACAAGAAGAUCCAAAAAAAAAAAAUACUGAAGGGAGUGAAGAAUAUACACGAGAAAACCAGAUCUUUCCUCUUCAUUUCCUUCCUCUUCCUUCUCUGUUCCAUCUCCGCCUACCCUGAAGAAGCAUCUCCGCUGCGGGGUGAAUCUCGAAGCUACUUUCCGGGAGAAUUCACAGUGAUUCCUUUUGGUAGUGGCUGGGAUUCUCUCGCGGAUCUCACGUAAGAAUCGGAUUCCACCGCAGGCAGAGAUUCUGUGUUAUUUGAAGCCCUGGAAGUUUUGAUCCUGGUCGGAAAGGUUUAUUUGACUCUUUAAUGCUGGAUCGUGGCUUCUAUCUGCUGGGGGGAAUGAUCUGACAUGCAUGCCUAUUGAAUCCGCCUAGCUUCAAUCCCCUUCCCCUUUGUUUUAAUAUGUCAGGAGUUGAAGAAAUCGGAACCCUUAAGGAGAUUAAGGAGAGAAGGUCAGAUUUUGAUAUCUCAGAAGAGGAAAGAAGGCACUCGAAAAUCAGGAAUUUGCGAAAGAAAGCAAUAAAUGCUUCGAACAAGUUUACUCAUUCCCUAAAGAAAAGGGGGAAAAGGAAAAUUGACUACCGGAUUCCUUCAGUUUCCAUUGCUGAUGUAAGGGAUGAAAAAGAGGAAAGUUUUGUGCUUGACUUUCGUCGUAAGCUUCUUGAGAGGGAUUUGUUGCCCCCUAGACAUGAUGACUACCAUACUCUUCUGAGAUUUUUGAAAGCUAGGGACUUCAACAUCGAAAAAACCUUCCAGAUGUGGGAAGAAAUGCUUAGAUGGAGGAGAGAGUAUGGGACAGACACCAUACUAGAGGAUUUUGAUUUCGAAGAGCUGGAAGAGGUAUUGCAAUAUUAUUCUCAAGGGUAUCAUGGAGUUGACAAGGCAGGCAGGCCUGUCUACAUUGAAAGACUUGGCAAAGCUCAUCCUACAAAGCUUAUGCGUAUCACCUCCAUAGAUCGAUAUCUAAAAUACCAUGUGCAAGAAUUUGAGAGGGCUCUCUUGGAGAAAUUCCCUGCAUGUUCGAUUGCAGCAAAGCGCCGAAUCUGUUCCACGACUACAAUCUUAGAUGUGCAAGGGCUGGGGAUGAAGAACUUCACACCAACAGCUGCAAGUCUCUUGGCUGCUAUGUCAAAAAUAGACAAUAGCUACUACCCUGAGACUUUGAAUAGGAUGUACAUAGUAAAUGCGGGGACAGGUUUCAAGAAGAUGCUUUGGCCUGCAGCUCAGAAGUUUCUGGAUGCUAGGACCAUAGCAAAGAUACAUGUGUUAGAGCCCAAAGCUUUGUCCAAAUUACUUGAAGUAAUUGAUUCAAGUCAAUUGCCCGACUUCUUAGGAGGGUCAUGCACUUGCUUUGCUGAAGGAGGGUGUCUUGGUUCGAACAAGGGACCAUGGAAUGAUCCUGAAAUUGUGAAGCUCAUCCACAAUGGAGAGGCAGCCCUUGUACGUCAAAUCACCAGAACAGUACACGGUGACCCUCAGAAUUCUUCCUGUUACAUUAGUAGACAUCCAACAAAGGUUACGCAAACCUGCAGUUCAGGAGCAGAGCGUGUAUCUUGUGCUGAUGAUCCCAGUUCUCUUGGCGAAGUGAGUUGUAGGGCUGGUAUGCAGGCUAGGGCGUCUGAUCCUAAUGGAUAUUACAGUUGUGAUGACAAGUUCCCUGUGCCUGACAAGGCUUUGGAAACUAAAUCUCACUUCCAGAUGCUUGAAUUGGAUCAAACGGCUGAUAGUCUAAAAGACAAAACAUCGCGAUCAGGUGCUCUCAACGUCCGAAGGCUUCAUAAUUUGAAGGGAGCUGUUGAAAUGACAAAACCUGAGAGUCUAGCGAAAGGGUUUCUUUCGAUUAUGCUGAAACUAGUUGCACUUGCCAGAUUUAUACCGUUCGAGAUCUUGAGAAAGCAGAACACCGUCUCUCAAAACUCGGCAGAAAAUGGCGGGACCACGACAAGCCAUAUCCAAACUCAUACAGAUCCCGCAGUGGAAGAUAGGAUUAUUCCAUGUAUGGAGCGCCUGCAGAGUCUGGAGAAAGAGUACGAGGAGCUCAGAAACAAACCCACGAGAAUACCCGUGGAGAAGGAUAGAAUGUUGAUGGAUUCUCUAGAAAGGAUCAAGUCAGUUGAGUUUGAUCUUGAAAAAACAAAGAGGGUUUUACAUGCAACGGUGAUAAAACAAAUCGAGGUAACCGAAAUGUUGGAGAGACUGCGGGAAUCUCAGCCGCAUCAUAGAAGAAGAUUCUUCUGCUGAAUGAUCAGAAGAGGCUUUUGCAAAGUCAAGAAGAAGCUCCAAAGAGCAAACAACAACAGCAACAACUUGCACAUAAAGAGAGGGCAGACAGAUUCCGAGAGAACGCCCUCAGUUUUGCCUUUCUCCUGUAACUGGUCUUAGAAGUCUUGUCUUCCCCUUCCCUCUCUGCUUCCACCUAUAAAGAAAAAUAUUUCCCAUUGUUA